Messenger RNA from Aplosporella prunicola CBS 121167, 2096 nucleotides. RefSeq lists its product as uncharacterized. Gene Ontology annotation, molecular function: zinc ion binding; guanine deaminase activity. The coding region runs from base 284 to 1882 and encodes 532 amino acids. The transcript has 2 exons. NCBI's taxonomy places the organism in Eukaryota, Fungi, Ascomycota, Dothideomycetes, Botryosphaeriales, Aplosporellaceae. Gene Ontology annotation, cellular component: cytosol. Gene Ontology annotation, biological process: guanine metabolic process. The record is from RefSeq and is a predicted model, not a curated record.
CCGCGGCCGAGGAGGCCGAGGUGGCCGGCGGCCCCUUGCCCGUCCGAGCCAAGCGGGCCGCCGGCGGCCAUGUGCUCGUCUGCCCGCCGAUAAGUACCUCCAUCCAUCACAGCAGCCUCCUGCCCAUCUCGCUGCCUUUCUGAGCGCUUUCUUUUUUCCUUCUAUUUCUGUCUUGAGCCCGUCCGUCUGUCUGCCCGCUUUGAAGAAAGAACUACUCUUUUAAUUUUGUCGUCAUUGAUCUUCGCCUCCACCCCUAGUCGGCUACUUGUAAGACACCCCCAAGAUGCCAGCGACAGCCGUCACCCCGCCCGAAGCAGCCGCCGCCCGCCCCAUCUCCAAGGCCCUCUACGUCGGCCCCUUUGUGCACAGCGUCUCACUGCAGGACCUCGACAUCUGCGCCACCGGCGCCAUCGGCGUCGAUGAGAACGGCAUCAUUGCCUUUGUCGAGCGGGACGUCCAGAAUUCUGAUGCUGCUGCCGCACAGCUCCUCGGUGCAAAGGGAGGGGACUGGCCCGGCGCGCGCGUCGUCCGCAUCCGGCACGCGGCUGGCUUCUUCUUCCCCGGCUUCAUAGACACGCACAUCCACGCCUCACAAUACCCCAACGCCGGCCUCUUCGGCACGAGCACCCUCCUCGACUGGCUAACAACCUACACCUUCCCCGCCGAAUCCUCGCUCUCGUCGCUCCCCCUCGCCCAUCGCGUCUACUCGCGCUGCGUCGCCCGUACCCUCAGCCACGGCACCACCACGGCAGCCUACUACGCGACGAUCCACGUGCCGGCCACCGCACUGCUCGCCCGGCUCUGCCUCGCCGCCGGCCAGCGCGCCUUCGUCGGCCGCGUCUGCAUGGACGCCCCCGCCCCGCGCUGCCCAGACUGGUACCGCGACGCCGACAGCGCCGCCGCGCUCGCAGCCACGCACGACGCCAUCGCCGCCGUGCAAGCACUAGACGCCGGCCGCGGCCUUGUCGCCCCGAUCCUGACGCCCCGCUUUGCGCCCGCGUGCGAGCGCGACACCCUCGCCGCACUGGGGCAGCUGCUGCAGCGCUCGCCGGGCCUGCUGGCGCAGACGCACGUGGCCGAGAACGCGGGCGAGAUUGCGUGGGUGAAGGAAUUGUUUCCCGAGGCGGCGCACUACGUCGACGUAUAUGGGCGGGCGGGGCUGCUGGGGCCGCGCACCGUGCUCGCGCACGCAGUGCACGUUUCUGCGGAGGAGCGGGCGGAGCUGGCGCGCACGGGGACAAAGGUCGCGCAUUGUCCGGCGAGCAAUACGGCGCUGGGGUCUGGGGCUGCGGGGGUGAGGAGGCUGCUGGAUGCGGGCGUGACGGUGGGGCUGGGGACCGAUGUUAGUGCUGGGGCAAGCGUGAGCGUGUUGGAGGCUGUGAGGCAUGCGGUUUGGGCGUCGCGGCAUCGUGCGAUUAUGGAUGCGGAGGAGGUGGCGAGUGGAGCGAGCGGUGCAAGCAAAGAGAGCAGCGGCAAACAAAACGGCCACACCGAAACCGACAGCAGCAGCUGCUGCAACGGCAACGGCAACGCCGACCCCGACCGCGCCAAGCUCACGCACGCCGAAGCGCUGUACCUCGCGACGCGGGGCGGGGCCGCCGUGCUCUCGCUCGCCGACAAGGUGGGCGGGUUCGCGGUGGGCAUGGAGUGGGAUGCGCAGAUGGUGGGGCUGAAUGCCCUUGCCUCUAGCCCUACAACCACAGAAGGGGAGAUGGGGGGGGUGGGGGAUACAGGAGAUCUUGAUAUACCCGUCGACGUCUUCGGCACCGAGUCGCUGGCCGACUGCGUCGCGAAGUGGGUGUAUGGUGGCGAUGAGCGGAACACGCUCGCGGUGUGGGUGCGGGGGAGGGCGGUGCGCGUUAGGCAGGGGGUUGUUGUCUGAGCGAGCUAAUAGCGAGCGAGGAGGGGAGGGAGGGGUGUGGGUGUGGGUGUGUGGAAAAGGGUCUAGGGUUUUAGAUGGUGUAGAUGCACGCAUGCAUGCCCGACUUUAGGUAGUAAACGACCUAUGUACGCCCUCAAAGCGCGCACAACCUAAAGUACGUCUCAACCGGCUGGGAGGUUGUCAUGACGCCUGAAAUGUUCAUCCUUGAUUUCGG